UCUCCAGUUAUUGGUUAAAGGGGUAUAUUAGAGGAGACUGUCCUCCACUUGUCUCACCUUUCCUAUCAGCCCCACUAGCCUCUGGCACAAUGAAGUGGGUAACCUUCCUCUUCCUUCUUUUUGUCUCUGGCUCUGCUUUUUCCAGGGGUGUGUUUCGCCGAGAAGCACACAAGAGUGAGAUUGCUCAUCGGUUUAAAGAUUUGGGAGAAGAUUAUUUCAAAGGCCUAGUCCUGAUUACCUUUUCCCAGUAUCUCCAGAAAUGCUCAUAUGAAGAACAUGUCAAAUUAACAAAGGAAGUAACUGAGUUUGCAAAAACAUGUGUUGCUGAUGAGUCUGCUGCAAACUGUGACAAGUCACUUCACACCCUUUUCGGAGAUAAGUUGUGCGCUGUUCCAACUCUCCGUGACACCUAUGGUGAGCUGGCUGACUGCUGCACAAAACAAGAGCCUGAGAGGAACGAAUGUUUCCUACAACACAAGGAUGACAACCCCAACCUACCCGCCUUCACAAGGCUAGCGGCUGAGUCUAUGUGCACUGCCUUUCAGGAAAACCCUACUUCAUUUAUGGGACACUAUUUGUAUGAGGUUGCCAGAAGACAUCCAUUCUUCUAUGCCCCAGAACUCCUUUACUAUGCUGAGAAGUACAGUGCAGUUCUGACUGAAUGCUGUGCUGCAGCUGACAAAGAUGCCUGCAUGACCCCAAAGCUUGAUGACCUGAAAGACAAAGCGUUGACUUCAUCUGCCCGCCAGAGACUGAAGUGUGCCAGCCUGCAGAGGUUUGGAGAGAGAGCUUUCAAAGCAUGGGCGGUCGCUCGUAUGAGUCAGACAUUCCCCAAAGCUGACUUCGCAGAAAUUUCCAAACUGGCAACAGACCUUACCAAAGUCACCCAGGAGUGCUGCCACGGCGACCUGCUGGAAUGCGCAGAUGACAGGGUGGAGCUUGCCAAAUACAUGUGUGAAAACCAUGCAUCUAUCUCCAGCAAACUGCAGCCUUGCUGUGACAAACCACUGUUGCAGAAAUCCCAGUGUCUUGCCGAGGUCGAACAUGACGACAAGCCUGCUGAUCUGACCUCGAUGGCUGCUGAUUUUGUUGAGGAUAAGGAAGUGUGCAAGAACUAUGCUGAGGCCAAAGAUGUCUUCCUGGGCUCGUUUUUGCAUGAAUAUUCAAGACGCCACCCUGAAUACUCUGUUAGCUUGUUGCUGAGACUUGCCAAGAAAUACGAAGCCACCCUGGAAAAGUGCUGUGCUGAAGCUGAUCCUCCUGCAUGCUACGGUCACGUGUUUGAGGAAUUUCAGCCUCUUGUGGAGGAGCCUAAGAACUUAGUCAAAUCCAACUGCGAUCUUUAUGAGAAGCUUGGGGAGUAUGGCUUCCAAAAUGCCAUUCUAGUUCGUUACACCCAGAAGGCACCUCAGGUGUCAACUCCGACUCUCGUGGAAGCCGCAAGACACCUAGGCAAAGUGGGUACCAAGUGCUGUGGCCUUGCUGAGGAAAAGAAACUGCCUUGUGUGGAAGAAUAUCUGUCUGCAAUCCUGAACCGUGUGUGUGUGCUGCAUGAGAAGACCCCCGUGAGUGAGCAGGUCACCAAGUGCUGUUCUGGAUCCCUGGUGGACCGUCGGCCAUGCUUCUCUGCACUGCCGGUUGAUGAGACAUACGUCCCCAAAGAGUUCAAAGCCGAGACUUUCACCUUCCAUGCUGACAUGUGCACACUUCCAGAGAAGGAGAAACAGUUAAAGAAACAAACGGCACUUGCUGAGCUGGUGAAACACAAGCCCAAGGCUACAGAGGCACAGUUGAAGACUGUGAUGGAUGAAUUUUCAGCUUUCCUGGAUAAGUGCUGCCAGGCUGAGGACAAGGAAACCUGCUUCUCUGACGAGGGUGCAAAACUUGUUGCUGCAAGCCAAGCUGCCUUAGCCUAAACACAUCACAGCCACAAGCAUCUCAGUCUACCCUUAGACAACAAGAGACAUGAAGACUCAGGACUCAUCUUUUCUGUUGGUAUAAAGUCAACACUCUAAGGAACACAAAUUUCUUUAAACGUUUGACCUCUUUUCUCUGUACUGCAAUUAAUAAAAAAAUAAAA
Messenger RNA from Acomys russatus (golden spiny mouse), 2080 nucleotides. RefSeq names its product albumin (gene Alb). The transcript is spliced from 15 exons. Gene Ontology annotation, biological process: transport. Gene Ontology annotation, cellular component: cytoplasm; blood microparticle. The record is from RefSeq and is a predicted model, not a curated record. The coding region runs from base 90 to 1916 and encodes 608 amino acids. Lineage: Eukaryota; Metazoa; Chordata; Mammalia; Rodentia; Muridae.